Aspergillus mulundensis is the source of this 1530-nucleotide messenger RNA. RefSeq lists its product as uncharacterized. The transcript has a single exon. NCBI's taxonomy places the organism in Eukaryota, Fungi, Ascomycota, Eurotiomycetes, Eurotiales, Aspergillaceae. The coding region runs from base 1 to 1530 and encodes 509 amino acids. The record is from RefSeq and is a predicted model, not a curated record.
AUGUCCUCCGCCAAAGAUUCUUUGGACGAUGUUGGCGGUGGCGAAGCUACUCUCCAUUCGUCCUUCUACGCUCUCCCCGGCGAGAUCCUCUGCAUAAUCUUUCAAAAGGUUGCUGAAGAUGUGUACUACAACUGCGAUACAAUCCCCAGUCUCACUGCCAAAAAUGCGGAAGACAACUUGAUUGAAGGCCAGCGUACUCUGUGCGCCCUCUCGCUUACUUGCAGGCGAUUUUACGUGAUUGUCCAGCCGAUCCUCUACCGCACAAUUGUUUUUCCCCCUUGUUAUCCAGACAAACAUCAACUCCUCUUGCGAUCGAUAACACAGGCACCCAGCACAGCUCAGCAUGUCACACAGCUUAUUUUCUUCGAGGGCCUUCUCAGCGGACCUGAGGUCACCAUGCCUGCGGAUUCGGAAUCAGAUGACACAUACCCUAGGGACCACACCAACCUGAUCAAACUACUCCGUUUCCUGCCUCAGCUUCGGCAGUUCUGGUACGUCCCUUUUGAAGACCAGAGCGCUGCGCAUUCUGGCCGAAAUGACUACCAUCCAUACACCGACAUGGGUAUGCGGCCUAGGUCAUAUCCGCUUUUUUUCACUUUUAUGGCUGCAGUCAAUCGCACCAACGAGCCCGGACUCUUUGACUGGCUUAAUGGACGCCUCGAGGACAUAUAUCUCCAUGGAUUCCUUGAAUCGGCGUUCAUGGUAUUCCUGGGCAUGAUCUUGGCUCUUCCGACUCUCCAUACCCUCCGCUUGUCACAUUGGCCGAGCUUUUCUUUGUUUCCUGGUGUCUCCCGCGCCUGGAAUGCUUCCAAUGUUCGCAGAUUGUUUCUAUCUUGCCGUGCCAAUGAUAUAGACGACAUCCCCGAGAUUCUCACUGCGGUCAAGGCCCUUGAGGUGCUGCACCUUGAGGUCGAUGCGUCAAUUAGCACUUUCUACGGCCAGUUCGUCAAUCUCCAAGAUCUGUUCCAAUCAGAGAGUUGGUCUUCUGCUGGCCCGAGACCUGUUCUGGAUGCCCUUGCGCAACACCACAAGACUCUAAAGGACCUCCGCAUUGUUGGCCCUCACCCAAUGGGUUCACUCGCGAAUCUGGACUUGUCCCCCUUUGAGAACCUUGCCGUCAUCGAUCUCCCCGAUUGUCUUCUCUUCGACUCGUUGACGACAAUCCACGAUCUCAUUCCCCGACUCCCCAGCGCCCUCGGCAUCCUUACCGUGGACAUCUCCAGUGCGUCGGCGCUCACUUGCAUCAUGAUGGGUCACCUUGCUUCCCAUGCGGACUACUUCCCGUCGUUGAAGAAGGUGGCCUUGACCAACCGCGGUGACCGUACUCUUCAGCUCGUGGGACAAGACACCCCGUCGCAACUUGAAGUUGAGCUGGCCAUAGCCGAGAAGAAGUUUGCGGACCAUGCCGUUGUUUAUGAGUAUCCGGAUCGUCUCAAGUGCCGCGUGCAGCAGUGGGUGAGGAUGGAAAUCCGGGUCAUCUCGAGUAGACGAGUGGGUAGAAUCAACCCCGGCGUAUUUGAUGAUGCAUAG